Nyctereutes procyonoides (raccoon dog) is the source of this 1962-nucleotide messenger RNA. RefSeq names its product kinesin-like protein KIF19. The transcript is spliced from 11 exons. Gene Ontology annotation, molecular function: microtubule motor activity; ATP binding; microtubule binding. Gene Ontology annotation, biological process: microtubule-based movement. The record is from RefSeq and is a predicted model, not a curated record. Bases 4 to 1827 code for a protein of 607 amino acids. Lineage: Eukaryota; Metazoa; Chordata; Mammalia; Carnivora; Canidae.
CUCAUGGACCCCAGCGAGGACCCCGAGGACACGCUGCGCACACACCGGUCUCGGGAGAAGACCUUCAUCUUCGACACUGUUUUCGACCAGCACGCAUCACAGGAAGACGUGUAUCGUGCCACCACCCAGCACUUAGUGGAAGGUGUUGUUUCUGGAUACAACGCAACAGUGUUUGCUUAUGGCCCCUCAGGUGCAGGGAAGACCUACACCAUGUUGGGGAUGGACGCGGAGCCCGGGAUCUACCUGCAGACCCUCGCCGACCUCUUCCGGGCUAUCGAGGAGAUCCGUGACAGUGCAGACUGCAGCGUGUCCAUGUCCUACCUCGAGAUUUAUAAUGAAGUGAUCCGAGAUCUCCUGAACCCAUCCUCUGGGUUUCUGGACCUGAGGGAAGAUUCUAGGGGCAGCAUCCAGAUCGCAGGCAUCAUGGAGGUCUCUACCUCAAACGCCCAGGAGAUCAUGCAGCUGCUCACCAAAGGCAACCGGCAGCGCACGCAGGAGCCUACGGCCACCAAUAAGACGUCCUCUCGCUCCCACGCCGUGCUGCAGGUCACUGUGCGCCAGCGGAGCCGUGGCCCAGAUUUGGUGGAGGAAGUGCGUGUUGGGAAGCUCUUCAUGGUGGACCUGGCAGGCUCAGAGCGGGCAUCGCAGACCCAGAACCGCGGCAAGAGGAUGAAGGAGGGUGCCCACAUCAACCGCUCCCUGCUGGCACUGGGCAACUGCAUCAAUGCGCUCAGCGAGAAGGGCGGCAGCCGGGCGCAGUACGUGAACUUCCGAGACAGCAAGCUCACACGCCUGCUGAAGGAUGCCCUGGGAGGGAAUAGCCGGACCGUGAUGAUCGCACACAUCAGCCCAGCCAGCACGUACUUCGAGGAGUCUCGGACCACUCUGCUGUAUGCCUACAGGGCAAAGAACAUCAAGACAAGGGUGAAGCGCAAUCUGCUGAACGUGUCCUACCGCAUUGCACAGUAUACGGACGUCAUCUCUGACCUGCGCAGGGAGAUCGAGCACCUCAAGUCCAAAAUUGAGAAGCAGGACGGGGAGAAGAGAGUCAUGAUCCCCCCCAGUGAUGGAGAGGAGGAUAGCCGCCUGCAGAUGAACAAGAUCCGGGCACAGCUCAUCGGAGCCUUCAAGGAGCAAUUGGAGAUGCGGCGCAGCCUGGUGGAGCUGGAGAACACCAACAUCGAGCUGCAUGUUGACACGUCCCGCCACCUGCUCACCAUUGCAGACUGGGAGCGUGAGAAGACCCACCAGCAUGCACACAGGGACAGGACGUCAGAGAGGGACGAGGAGCCAGCAGAGGCUGAUGCAGACAGGGAUGAGGGCGAGUCUGUGGAGCCACACGAGGUGGCUCUGGCCAGAGAAGAGGUCAACAUGCUUUUGGCUGAGCAACGGAAAACUGCAGCCCUCAAGGCUGGGCUGGAGCAGCGCCUGGCCAAUGCCAAGAAGAAGGCCUCACAGCUGGAGAAGCUGCUGCCCACGCAGGUCAUCAGUGAGGACCAGCGGGAGGUGCUACGGCUGCUGUGCAGGGCCCACGAACUGGAGGUGGAGAACACAGAGCUGCAGGCCAACAAUCUGUGCCGGAGGAACCUCAUGUGCCAGAAGGACUUUGUGAUCCAGCGCUACCACCAGCACCGGCUGCUCUGUGAGCAGCUCAUCCAGGAUCAGUGGCAGCUGAUUCAGGGUGAGGCCGCCCCAUCCCAGCCCCAGAGGGACGAGGCACUGCUCAUGGUCGGGGACAGUCCCAGUCCCCAGUGGCCUGGGGGCGGGGGGGGACAGCAGUCAGCCUUCAGCCCUCCCCUGUCCCCGGGCCCCUGUGCCCGGUUAUGAAACCCUCUCCAGGUGUACGGGUAAGCGAGGAGUAGCCAAGCACAGUGUGCAAGGUGUGCUGCUUCAUGUGAGGGAUCCAGGCACAAGCACACACAUGGCAUGUAUGGCACAGACCAUACAGGGGGCAGUGAGGGU